AUGGGUAGCCGGGACUACCUCGAGAAGCUGCUAGACCAGGUCAAGGAGCAUUCGACUGUGGUCGGCAAGACCUGGCUGAUGGUGCUCUUCAUCUUCCACAUCCUUUUCCUCCAGCUGGCGAGCAAGUCGGUGUGGGGUGACGAGCAGUCAGAUUUCAAGUGUAACAUGACUGAGUCGAGCUGCACCCAUGUCUGCUAUGACCAGGCCUUCCCCAUCUCCCAUAUCCAUUACUGGGUGCUGCGGUUCCUCUUCAUCAGCACCCCCACCCUGGUCUACCUGGGCCACGUCAUGUACCAAUCUCGGCAGAAGCAACAGCAGCGGCAGAAGGAGGGGGAGCUGUGUGACUUUGACUGCAACACCAAGCAGCCAGGCUGCACCAACGUCUGCUAUGACAACUUCUUCCCCAUCUCCAACAUCCGCCUCUGGGCCCUGCAGCUCGUCUUCGUCACCUGCCCCUCAGUGCUUGUCAUCCUGCACGUGGCCUACCGUGAGGAACGGGAACGGCGCCACCGCCUGAAGCACGGUGACCAGUGUGCCAAGCUAUACGACAACGCAGGCAAGAAGCACGGGGCCCUGUGGUGGACGUACCUGCUCAGCCUCGUCUUCAAGCUCCUCAUCCAGCUCCUCUUCCUCUACGUGCUGCACACUCUCUGGUACGGCUUCGGCAUGCCCCGCCUGGUGCAGUGCGUCAACGUGGCGCCCUGCCCCAACACCGUGGCCUGUUGCAUCACCCAGCCCACCGAGAAGAAGGUUUUCACCUACUUCCUCAUAGGCACCUCAGCCGUCUGCAUUGUGCUCACCAUCUGCGAGAUCUGCUACCUCAUCUUCCACAGGCUCCUGCGAUGCAUGCAUAGGGACAGGCCCCCCAUUCUGAACGUUCGCAGCCUCCACAGCUGGGUCUUUACCUGCUGGCUCCACCACAAGCUGGUGGAGGCUGGGGAGCUGGGUCCGGACCUGGGUGAUAACAAGCUGCAGGCUUCCACACCUAAGCUGACCCCAAUCUGA
This is a messenger RNA of Otolemur garnettii (small-eared galago), 1005 nucleotides long. Its product is annotated as gap junction beta-3 protein-like. Gene Ontology annotation, cellular component: connexin complex. NCBI's taxonomy places the organism in Eukaryota, Metazoa, Chordata, Mammalia, Primates, Galagidae. The record is from RefSeq and is a predicted model, not a curated record. Gene Ontology annotation, biological process: cell communication.